This is a messenger RNA of Lates calcarifer (barramundi perch), 4629 nucleotides long. It is a transcript of the gene nphp4, whose product is annotated as nephronophthisis 4. Gene Ontology annotation, cellular component: cytoskeleton; ciliary transition zone; ciliary base. Bases 75 to 4466 code for a protein of 1463 amino acids. Lineage: Eukaryota; Metazoa; Chordata; Actinopteri; Centropomidae. Gene Ontology annotation, biological process: protein localization to ciliary transition zone; negative regulation of canonical Wnt signaling pathway. The record is from RefSeq and is a predicted model, not a curated record. The transcript has 30 exons.
UGACGCAGCACGGCGGGAAAUACCAAAUGAAAGGUGCAAUGUAUUAAAGACGACCUCUGAGAAAUUCUGUUUACAUGUUCAGUUUCGAGAAUAUGGUAAAAACAGAAGAUAUAUCCAACAUGGCGGACGUCUGGAGAGAAGUGUUUAGGAGAAGCCGGUUGGUUCCAGCACCCAGGCAGACAGUCCGCCUGGCUGUGGAGAACCACUUCACCCAGUCCCACGGCUUCCAGCUCAGCCUCAGCCGGCUCUCUGCAGCUCAUCUCCCGCAGUCACAGGAGAUGCCAGAGGUGGACCAAGAUUUGACCUACCAGCUGAGAGUGACCCUGUUUGAUAGAAAUCACCAGCACUUUUUUGGGAGAACAUGGAGGAGUUCACCCCAGAGGAUGAAAAACAACAAGAUACCCAUCAAUGAGGUCCUGUACUUCCAUACGUCUCUGCGGCUAUCCAGCACUGUGGUGGUCCUGGAGCUGGUGUCAUUGUCACCCAGGCCAGACGGUUCCCAGCAGGCCCUGGGGCGAGGCUUCACUGUCCUGGAGCUUUUUACCAACAGGCCAGAGGCUCAGGCUGCCGAUGGGGACAGAAGGCUGAAUCUACACCAUGGAUCACCAAGAAGCCUACUCCAUCCUCUGCUGAAGGACACUGUUGACUACAGCAGUGUCCUGAAGACUAUUGACAGUGCACAUUUGGAGUGUGUGGUAAAAAGACAUCCUGCGCUGGUUUCCAUGAUGCACCUCCUUCCAGAGAACGUCCUCGUAUCAGGAGAUGAGAACAUUCCCGGGCUUGCAGCUUCUCCAACAGGAGAUGCUCUGCUGAGGCCUCAGCUGCUUAAGAUGCUGCCCUUCACCCUGAACAGACUGACCAUCUCCCUCCAGCCCUCCCUGGAGAAGUUUGAGAGCCAGCUGCUGCAGCUGAUCAAUGCUGACUGCCAUAACACAAAACAGCCAGGACCAGAGGGAACACUGAGGGCAGUUGUCAUCCAGGAAAGGAGGCUCCACGUCGGCGUCCACAACGGCUGGUGUUUCCUCGACAAGCCCCAGGUGGUGGUGCUGGAGCCCUUGGGCUCAGGGACCAGAGGACGAGCAGACAGCCCCUCCAAACAGAGCACCCUGGUCAAGGACAGCUCUGCACCAUCCCUCCCUCAGAUACUCUGCCUUCGCAGCAGCCUGGAGCUCAAGCUGACCAAUCAUCAGGCUUUGGCAGUUGUCUUCCAGCUGGAGUACGUCUUCUCUGCUCCAAUUGGCCGAGAGACAAUGCUGUCUACCACCUCCUCAUCCCGAGCGGCCUUCCUGCAGUGCCUUCGGUGGGGGAUCUGGUGCCCCUUCCAGGAGCCGGCUGACUGGAAGGGGGAAGAGAUACAGCUUGUUCUGCAAGGAGGUGCGAAGCCAAACCCUCACGGAGUCAUGGUCUACAGCACAGAGAUGUCUGCCAAGACUCCGAGCUCUGCGCCACUCUCAGCUCCAGGCACAGCUCAGGUGAGAGAUACAAUGAGUUUUCGGCUGUCGUCCAGUCUGGAGAGGAAGGCGUCCAGCCCAAAGGCGUCUCUGAGGUCAAAGCAGGAAGAUGUGUCACGUCUGAGGAGUUCACCUUCAUCACCUUCACCCGGUCAGAGACACACUGCACCAGCUUCUCCUCCAGAAUCUCCUCAAGGCCCUGGGCUCUCGCUGUCUCAGCUGGCAGCUACUUCACGCUACCCGACCAUCAGCCACUCCAGCUCCGCGUUGCCGUGGCAACAGUCGUUUCCUUCUCUGCUCCAUCCUUCCCCGUUGGCAUCGGCCCACCAGCUGUCACAUGUCGCUUGCUCAGCUGUCAGCAACAUUGCCCACCUGGAAAUGGACCUUCAGCAGGAGGGGGAUGCGUCACCCUCGGGUCAGAAUGAAGGAGACCAGCUUCAGGAGCUGCCCUUCACCCCUGUCCACGCCCCUGUCAUCACUCUGGGGAUGAAUGUGCCCAGUUCCUCCUCAGUCAGCUCCAGGAGCUCACUCGCUCACCUCUACUCUGCUGGCUUCCCUGAGAUAAUGGACUGCAGCGGGCAGGUGGCAGAAGUGCUGGAUCCCACAGAGCCGGUGCCCUUUGACCCCCAGCGUGAAGAGAAAGACCCUCUACAGGGCAACCUGCUGGUGUUCCAGUUUCUGGCGUUCACCAGAAUACCUGCUUCAGGUGUAGGUCCUGAUUGGCCUGAAAACGUCUACUUCACCUUCCAGUUCUAUCGCUUCCCACCAGUCACAUCACAGCAGCUCAAACUACUGACCAGUGACAGGGUCCAACACAAAGCCAGCGAUCCACUUCCCUGUGUACUGGCCUCUAUCAACAAAGAUGGCACCGUCAACUCAGGUUCCCCAGGUCUGCAGGUGCAGUUCAGAGUCGAUGAUGGUUUCUUGAAGCCGGAAGAGAAGCGCUGGUUCCUUCGUUACCUGGCCCUUCACACCUUGCACAUCGACAUCUGGGACAGCGACUCGCUGCUCCUCAUAGGAUCGACUGCCAUCGAGCUGAAGUACAUGUUGCGUCAGGGUAAAUCAGCAGUGCAGGCUCUUCAUGAGGUGGAGGUGCUGACCACAGAUUAUGUGGGAGAUGACACCCUGCUGACGAGCUCAGGUCUGGGCAGACGCUCAACCUCCGGCCCCAUGACGGUCCACACUGUGGUCAGGGGCCGGCUGCACAUCCGCACGGGCAACAUCGGGUGUCCAGUGGAUCCUAUCAGGAGGAGAGCAGUAGACAUCAGGUCAUCUCACCCUCACAUCAUCACACCUCAAGAAGUCACUAGUGGCUUCAGAGGGGGAAGUCUGUCCUCCAGGAACAUCCUCCAACUCAAUGCAAGGAACACUGCUCAGGCACACAGACUGGAGAUGGAUGGGGAUCAGGAGCCGUCCAUCAGGCGCAGGAUCAGACCUGACAACGCCAAGCCCGCAGAGCACGACGUAAACGAGGCUGAUGGCGGAAACCGCAAGUUAAAGUGCAUGGCCGCCGUGCAUCAGCGGGAGGGCAAGGAAGGCGUUAAAGCAGCGAAGGCCAUGGAUCAGACUAAGGAGGCCCAGCUGGCCAGAGAACGUCUUCAGAUCAAACCCAGUGAGGAGCGCAGUAAGGCAGAGGGCAUCGCCAACAUGCUGAGUCAGGCCAUCACCACCCAGCACCUCCUCUAUGCCAGCCUGGGCUCCGCUGAGUACAUGGAGUUUGUCCUGAAAAACCCCUUUAAUGUACCUCAGACGGUCACUAUCCACAGUGAUGACCCUGAGCUCAGUGUCAUCACUAAGACAGAGGAGUGGCGUUACUUCAAAGCAUUAACCAAAACUCCUACUCCACUGGAGGAGAACAUGUUCCAUGUGGAGGAGGGUGCCCCAGGUCCCAGGGUUUACCUCCGGCCCAAAGAGAGCGUCCAUAUUCCACUGAAGUACCAGAGCUUCCUCUGUGACCACACCAUGGCUGUUCAGGGACCGAGCCUCUUACCUGCAGGCAAAGGUUCUCAAGUGGCCAAGAAGAAUCUGUCCAAUAUCGUCGCUGCCAAAACCAUCAAGGUUACUUUCAAAGCAGAGGACAGCAAACCGAUGGCCAUCUGCCAGGUGAACGUGGAGCCGACGCCCCAUGUCGUCGACCAGACUUUCAGACUUUACCACCCUGAGCUGUGUUUCCUGAAGAAGGCCAUCCGCCUGCCGCCCUGGCACGACCCCACAGUUGCAGAUCCAGACUCCAAGACCCACUUCUGUGUUCGCUGCAGUGACCCUAACAUCAUCUGCCAGACCAGGAUGCUGGUGCCAGGGGAGCCUCAGGAUGUGUAUUUGAAAGUGCCAGGGAGUCCCAGUCCACACAUAAAGAUGUUCUUUGUGAUGGUUUUCACUGAUAAGUGGAUGGCAGCGCCCUCCCAGAUCUGGCAGAUUUACGUUCACUUCCUGGAGCGGGUGGAUGUCAGCUGUGUGAGCGGCCAGCGGACCUGUCAGUCACUGGUCCUGAGGGGGAGGCAAGCUGUUCGCAAGGUCAAAUGUUUCUCAUCACACCCCAGAGAGAUCCAGGUGGAUCCGGAGAGUGUGUUCGUUUUGCCUCCUGCAGCGGUGCAGGAGCUCCAGCUGAAGGUGCAGCCGUGGCGGGCCGGCAGCCGCUUCCUGUAUGUGAACGCGGUGGAUGUGGAGAGUCAUCGUCUAGUCACCGCCUGGCUGCUCUGUCUCAAUGUCCACCAGCCUGUGCUGUCCAAGGCAUUUGAAGUGUGUGUCCCGGUUGGUGGCGGGCGUGGCAGCUCCAGAAAAAUCACCUACACCAACCCGUACACCAGCAGCCACACGUUCCUGCUGCGCUCCGACCAUCCAGACCUGCUGCAGUUCAAAGAGGAUCAAUUCCAGAUCGGCGGGGGAGAGAGUUACACCAUCGGACUACGAUUUGCCCCCAGCCAGAGUCCCGGCUCAGUUGAGAUCCUGGUCUACGUCAACAACCUGGAGGAGAAGACGGAGGAGACGUUCUGUGUAAAAGUCAACUACUCUUGAAAUGAUGCAAAAGCUGCCUCCUUAACAUGUCAACUCAUCUGUGUUUUAAAUCUGUUUUCUGAGUGAGUAAUAAACCCAAAUGAGCUGUAAUUUUUACACCCAGUAUCAUAAUGAUAUAUUAGAUCAGAUUUAAGAGAAAUAAAUGCUCCUUUUUUAUCACAUA